Molecule: messenger RNA, 1245 nt
Organism: Neoarthrinium moseri
Lineage: Eukaryota; Fungi; Ascomycota; Sordariomycetes; Amphisphaeriales; Apiosporaceae
Exons: 4
Coding region: 1-1245 (414 amino acids)
Source: RefSeq, a predicted model, not a curated record
AUGGCACUACCCUUGGUAGCAGCACGUAAUUGCAAGAACAUCACAGUCCCCGUGAGCAUCUCAGCCGAGAACACCAACCUCGGGCCACUGUCCUUUGAAACAAACAUCGACGUCACCAACUUCUUCCUCGGCACUCUGGCGGCUGGACGGUAUGCGAGCUCCGCGAGCAACACCACGGUGGCCGACGCUCCCAAGAUAGCCACAGUCUCCGGCACGUUCAACUUGUCGACCGUCUACUGCGAGCCGGACUCUGGGACCCCAGACGUCCUCCAAAUCCUGACCCACGGCUUCGGCUUCGACGGCAGCUACUGGGACUUCCCCUUCCACAGCCACAACUACAGCUACGUCAACUUCGCGUUAGAUCACGGCUACGCGACACUGUCGUGGGACCGGCUCGGCCACGCGGGCUCCUCGCGCGGCGACCCUGUCCGCGAGAUCCAGCUGCCGCUCGAGGUCGCGGCGCUGCACGAGCUGACACGACUCGCGCGCAACGGCUCAAUCAGCAACAUCGGCCGACCCGACGGGUUCCGCAAGGUCGUCCACGUCGGGCACUCACUCGGGUCAUCCAUCACCAACGCGCUGGCCGUCAUUGACCCGGCCGCCUCCGACGGCCUCGUGCUGACGGGCUUCAGCCACGUCGAUGACUUCCAGCCCCUGGCCACGACGGGGCUGCACCUGGUGCAGGCCCGCACGAUCCCGCGGUUCGCGAGUUACCCUGGAGGGUACCUGGCGCAAGCCGAUAAAGUCGCGGUGCACUUUGUCUUCUUCGCCCCAGGGACAUUUGACCCCGAAAUGCUGGAUGCGGCUUUCGAGGCCGGCCAGACGCUAGCGAUUGGUGAGGUCGCAACGGGCGGAUACAAGGCCAUGGAAAUAAGUCAGACCAAAGCGCCGGUGCUGGUCGUUACUGGAGAACACGACAUUGUCUUCUGCGGCGGCGACUGUAACGCUCCUCUCACACCCAACAGCACUGAGAACUUGUUGGAGAUAUCUCGUCUGUAUUUCCCCUGCACGACUGCCUUCCAGGCCAGCAUCAUCAGCGGUGGCGGACAUGGUCUGAACUUGCACGGCCCGCACAUCUCAUCUCGCAACUAUCGGGACGCUGACCUCUACCUCCUGCAGGAUUACACAUGGCCUGAGACGUAUGGCACUAUCACCGACUUCUUGGCACGCAACGGAUUGGAACAGUCCAAACAUGAUGGCGUUGUGCAGCAGUGGCCAUUUACUGGAAAGCGGGUUGAAAUCUGA